Ipomoea triloba (trilobed morning glory) is the source of this 1548-nucleotide messenger RNA. RefSeq lists its product as uncharacterized. NCBI's taxonomy places the organism in Eukaryota, Viridiplantae, Streptophyta, Magnoliopsida, Solanales, Convolvulaceae. The transcript has 3 exons. Bases 190 to 1149 code for a protein of 319 amino acids. The record is from RefSeq and is a predicted model, not a curated record.
UCCUUUCUCUCAUCGUCGGUGACUAAUGGGGAUAACGCAAAUCUUAUAAUCCCUGUCAAAGCGUCAACCAAACACCAUUUUCCUUACCUUAUCCCCCUUUUCUGUUUUUCUAUUCCCCUAAAACCCCGUCCCCGUUAUUCUUCUGCUAUUCCUCAGUAAGUCUGUAAUUGGUUGUCCGGGGAUAGGAAAAUGCACGCCAAAACUGAUUCCGAGGAUACCAGCUUAGCCCCGUCGUCGCCGGACCAUAACCGGAGACCGGUGUACUACGUGCAGAGCCCGUCGCGUGACUCUCACGAUGGGGAGAAGACGACGAUGUCCUUUCACUCCACUCCCGUGCUCAGCCCUACCGGCUCCCCUCCGCACUCCUCCGUCGGCCACCACUCCCGCGAGUCCUCCUCCACGCGCUUCUCCGGCUCGCUCAAGCCCGGAUCCAGGAAGAUCACGCCCAAUGACGCCGGAUCCGGCGCCGGCGGCCAGGGCCGGAAGGGGCAGAAGCCGUGGAAGGAAUGCGAUGUGAUUGAGGAGGAAGGGCUUCUCGAAGAGGAUCGCUCUCGCAAACCCCUCCCGCGCCGCUGCUAUGUCCUGGCUUUUCUUCUCGGCUUCUUCGUUCUCUUCUCCUUCUUCGCUCUCAUUCUCUGGGGCGCCAGUAGACCCCAAAAACCUAAAAUCUCCAUGAAGACUAUCACCUUCGAGAGUUUCGCAGUUCAAGCUGGUUCAGAUCAUACAGGAGUUGGCACUGACAUGAUUUCCUUGAAUUCCACUGUGAAAUUCCUUUACCGCAACACUGCUACGUUUUUUGGUGUCCAUGUUACUUCCUCCCCCGUUGAUCUCUCAUUUUCAGAAAUCACAAUUGGCUCCGGAACACUGAAGAAAUUCUAUCAAUCAAGAAAGAGCCAGAGGACAGUAGCGGUAUCAGUGGUAGGGAAUAAGAUUCCAUUAUAUGGAAGCGGGGCCAGUUUGAGCACGCCAACAGGAACUGCAGCCCAGCCUGUGUCAUUGAAACUGAGCUUCGUGCUAAAAUCAAGAGCGUACGUCCUGGGAAAACUGGUGAAGCCCAAGUUCAACAAGAAAAUCGAGUGUUCCAUCGUUCUUAAUCCCAGCAAGCUCAACCACCCAAUUUCACUCAAGAAUGCCUGUGAAUAUGAUUGAUUGAUGAUGAUGAUGAUGAGGAGUCGGUUAUGGUGGGUGAAGUUUUGAGUUUCUCUUUCGUUUCUAUGGUCAUUGAAGAAAAUGGUAAUGGUGCAUAGUUGAGGACAGAGCUGGACAGAGUUUUAGGAUGGUGCUGCCUCAGUGUUUUGGGAGACUAUUAUGGCUGCCCAAAGAGUGGGAAAAUGGAAAAUAUAAGCUUGCUGGAUUUGGUUGUGACUUGCUAGGACUAGAAUCUUAAACAAGUUUUUGUACCAGCCACCUAUUAUGAUGGAAGUAAGAAUGUGACAAUAUUUAUUUCCUUUGUUUAUUCAUGUUAUAUAUAAAAUAGCCUGUAAUAAUUUAUUCCCUGUACCACCAAUUUCGUAUAGUAUAAUGUUAUUUAUUUAUUUAGAUUCGCAA